Molecule: messenger RNA, 663 nt
Organism: Schistosoma mattheei
Lineage: Eukaryota; Metazoa; Platyhelminthes; Trematoda; Strigeidida; Schistosomatidae
Source: the annotation of a GenBank genome assembly
AUGUAUCAAACUCAACUUCUUUUCAACUCACCGAAUUAUUAUUCAGCUAGUCGAUGUCAAGUCUUACGUAUACAAGAUGCAUGCUUUGAUAAUAAUAAUCACAAUAAUCAACCUCUAUUGAAGGGUCAUUGUAUUCAUCAAACUGUAUUAGUUUUAGAAAAUUAUUCAAAUAAAGAAAAAGUGUAUCGAUUAAUGUCUCCAAUUGCACAAUAUUCAUGUAUACAAUCAAUGACAUGUAAAAAUUCAAAUAGAAAUUCUUCCAAAGUUAUUGAACAUGCUGAUCAAUUUGGUGUUGCAUUGAAUUCCGAUAUUCAGAUUACAAAUAAUACACAUCGUGAUCUACUGCCUUCUUGGUCAUGGACUACUAAAACGGUGCAUCGAUUCAGUCAAGUAAUUAAACAAAAAUUUGGCACUAUUUCAAAAAUAAAUCGAAAUAAAUAUGACUUGUCAUCCAACAUAACAGCAACAAGAACAACUAACAUUCCUCCUACUACUACUACUAAUACUACUACAACUACUCCUACCACUCCAUCGAAUGAUUAUUUAUUACAUAAAUCAUUCCAAUGGCUUCUUCCAUUACUUACUCUAUUUCCAUCUACCUCACAACAAGUAUCUAAGCAUAUGUUUCAAACACCAUUUCUCAAUUUAUCCACAAUGGAAUGA